Messenger RNA from Symbiodinium pilosum, 167 nucleotides. NCBI's taxonomy places the organism in Eukaryota, Dinophyceae, Suessiales, Symbiodiniaceae. The record is from the annotation of a GenBank genome assembly.
GGGGAGUUGCAGCUCUAAAGACCACCCUGGCGCCGACAAGAGGGGAGGAGCCAGCUGCAGUCCCCUGCUUUUCGCUGCUUUACCUUCCCAGCUACAGCUCUGCAGCAGAGAUGAGGGAGGCGCUUGUUUUGGCCGCCUAUGGCCAUCCAACGGCUAGGCGCCACUAG